CAGGUGUCCACGGCUGCAAUGGUGUUGGUCACAUCUCGGGCACCCAUGUCCACAGGGUCAUCUGGCAGUAGCAGUGGCAACACGUUCCUUGACCACCCACUACGUGGUGUUGAUGACGGCUCCAGCCGCCAGCUAGUCGCCUCACUGUGGGGUGAUGCCUCCCCUCUGGCAGCGGCUGAUGUGGACGCCCUGCUGGAUAUGUGCCGGGGGGUGCCGCUGCUGCUGCGCACAUGUGCUGAUGCGUUGGCACAUGGCAGGGUCACAUUGGCGGCGUUGAAGGCUGCACUCGCCUACACAAACACUGACAGCACCACCGCCCUGAACCUUGCCUUGGCAUCUCUGCCGCUACCCCAACAACUGCUCCUAGCCCAGCUCUCUGUCUUCCCAUCCCAAUUUGACGAGACAGCCGCAGCAGUGGUGGUGUGUGGUGACAGCAGUGAUGUUUCACAUGUUCGCGCCCAGCUUUUGGUGUUGUACAGCCAUGGCCUGGUGUUGCGAAAUGUGGCUCACAACACAUACAGCCUGCACAUGGCUGUGCGCACCACUGCAGUGAGACUGGCCAGUAGGUUGGCCUCUGCGGCAACAGCAUCAGAUCCAGCUGCAGCCAGUCAAAGCACCGCGAGCAGCAGUGAGAAGGAAGACCAGCAGCAGUUAUCCAGGGCACUGUCCUGUGCCCGUGAGCGGUUCGUGAGGCACAUUAUGGCCUCCUUCAAAAAAUGGGGAUGAUUGUACAUGACGCCUGAUGCUCUGUUGGCACUGCGCCUAGCACGGAAGCAUGUGCCGGACUUCUUGGCAGUGAUCCAGAUGGCAGCAGCAGAAUCAACAACAGCACCCAAAAUGUUGGAACUGGUGUUGCGAUCUGCAACUUGGCACUUGGAGUCCUUGCUGUCAGAUGUCGGUGGUGUCCUGACACCCGCUUUCUACGAAACCUGGAGCAGUAUGGGGACUGCAGCUAAUGCACUGCGUGAUGGUCCUCUAGCAGCUUGCCUUGCUAAUUUUUACUCAAUGUUCAAUGAAAAGGCAGCACACUUGCGGGCACUUAAGCUGCGCACCAAGGUGCUGGGAGCAGAGCACCCUGACACCAUCACCUCCAUCAAUAACCUGGCCAGCUGCAUCGAUGGCCAAGGCAAGUACAGUGAGGCAGAGCCCAUGUACAGGCAGGCACUGGAGCUGCGCACCAAGGUGCUGGGCGCAGAGCACCCUUGCACCAUCAGCUCCAUCAAUAACCUGGCCUGCUGCAUCCGUAAACAAGGCAAGUACAGUGAGGCAGAGCCCAUGUACAGGCAGGCGCUGGAACUGCACACCAAGGUGUUGGGUGAGGAGCACCCUCGCACCAUCACCUCCAUUAAUAAUCUGGCCAGUUGCAUCAAGGUCCAAGGCAAGUACAGCAAGGCAGAGCCCAUGUACAGGCAGGCGCUGGAGCUGCGCACCAAGGUGCUGGGCACAGAGCACCCUUACACCAUCAACUCCAUAAGUAACCUUGCCAGCUGCAUCAAUGACCAAGGCAAGUACAGUGAGGCAGAGCCCAUGUACAGGCAGGCGCUGAAGCUGCACACCAGGGUGUUGGGUAAGGAGCACCCUCGCACCAUCAGCUCCAUCAAUAACCUGGCCAGCUGCAUCCAUAACCAAGGCAAGUAUAGCGAGGCAGAGCCCAUGUACAGGCAGGCGCUGAAGCUGCGCACCAAGGUGCUGGGCACAGAGCACCCUGACACCAUCAGAUCCAUCAAUGGCCUGGCCAGCUGCAUCCGUUACCAAGGCAAGUACAGUGAGGCAGAGCCCAUCUACAAGCAGGCACUGAAGCUGCGCACCAAGGUGCUGGGCACAGAGCACUCUGACACCAUCACCACCAUCAAUGGCCUGGCCAGCUGCAUCCGUAACCAAGGCAAGCACAGCGAGGCAGAGCCCAUGUACAGGCAGGCACUGGAGCUGCGCACCAAGGUGCUGGGCUCAGAGCACCGUGACACCAUCACCUCCAUCAAUGGCCUGGCCAGCUGCAUGAAGGACCAAGGCAAGUACAGCAAGGCAGAGCCCAUGUACAGGCAGGCGCUGGAGCUGCGCACCAAGGUGCUGGGCACAAACCACCCUGACACCAUCACCUCUAUCAAUAACUUGGCCGACUGCAUGUAUCACCAAAGCAAGUACAGCAAGGCAGAGCGCAUGUACCGGCGGGUGCUGGAGCUGCGCACCAAGCUGCUGGGUGAGGAGCACCCUGACACAAAACGCAGCGCCCGAUCUUUGAAACUUUGUGUGGAUGCUAAAAAGUGAGAGUGGCAGAUAGUGAGAGUUGGGCUUUGUUCUAAAGUAAUGACUCGGGAUUUUGGACUCCUGUAAGGGAUUGGGCUUGAGGUGCACAAAGGCAGUGGCAGCCUGCAUCUGGGUAUCAGGCAUAUGGUGUGGGUUGUGUGACACAGGGAUUUUGCAUAAUGUCCUUCUGCUGCAAAUGUUGUUCUAGCUGGUGAGUGACCUUCCGGGUUACAACCCAUUGCAUCCCUAUGAUUAAGUUGGAAAAAAUGCUGGUAUAGUAGAGCUUUGGGCCAAAGAAGACAGGGACCUUUGGCUACAGGCAGCACCUUAGCGGUUUUGUCAUGGCCAAAGGCUGACACUAGGGGAUGAUGGUAUGAUGUACCUACUAUAUUGUUGUGUACAGAUAAUGGCCUUCUUGCUAGGGUUCUUGUGUUGCGCCUUGGCCUGGCUCUAGCCGACAUAAUAACUUGUAGCAGUUGGUGUUCCUGUGUGGGAGGUUACCCGGUUCUGUUCACUGAUGAUACCAAAGGGUGUUAGGUUGGCUUUCUUCCAGCGCAUGGAGAUGUUUGCCUGGGCGUCGGGUCAAUACUUGAACUAGAGAAAAGUAGAGCUUUUGCCCAUUGGGGUUGCAUCGGGUACUGAGGGGCAGCAGGUUGUUCAGGGUGUGUCAAUGGUUCGUACAGAUGACGGGUAAGGUGCCUUUUACUAACUCGGAUCCAGCUCCGUGCCUUGACUGGAGCAAAAGGUUCCUAGAUGUGGAGGGCUGCUUACAGAAGUUGGUUCACUUUCACCCUUUCCAUUUCUGUUAGGGCUAGCUACCAGUGCAGCUGCAUAUGCUCUGCAAACAGCCACUUGGCACAUGGAGCAUUCAGGCCUGCCGCCUGGUGCUUAGUUGGAUAGUCUAGUGAAGCGGACUGUUAAGUCUCAAGGUAGCACCAGGGUCCACAGGAUAGGCAUGCUAUGGGUGGUCCGGGUAGGCUGUUAGCUGGGCACCCCAGCCAGGGCAAGUGGUUUUGGUGCCUUGCACUUAAGUGAGCAUUUCAAGGCUUGCUUUGCUUGCUGGGAUGCCUGUUUUGUUUGUUAAGCUGCACUGUCAAGGGGCUCUUUGCAUCCCUGGUAGCGUGCUUUGGUGUUUUUCCUUCGGUGUUUGCAUCCAGAUUUUUUGGUCCCCUAGCGCUUGGAUGGUGGCAGGGCCUUGGAUGGGGGUGGGUAGCUUGCCAGAGGAUAUUCGUCGUGUAGUGAUUUCUAUAGCGGUUUUACCACCUGUUGCUGACAUAGGGUCGGAUCCUUUGGUACUGGGGAGCUGGUAUUGGGGUGUUCCUUUGUGGGGUAUCCCUUUCUUUGUGGGGUUGACAGGUCAGUCACGUGUGUUAAGUUUGGAACACCGCUAUCCAGUCCUCAUUCAUUGCCAUGACCUUCAUUUCUUGGUAGUGGGUGCGGCUGCUUUGGCUCAACUGAACAAUUUUGAUGACAUGUGGACUGUCAGUGUUUUGACCCAGUUUCUUCUGCUCCCUGUGCUCUUUGUUACCUGCCUAGGUGUCGUGAUCCCCUGCUGUCACUUGAGACAUUGUUGACUGAAGUGCCUGUGGCUUGGGUGGCGGCUGCGGAGGUGUUUCUUAUUAAUUGCUUGCCACCCCACCUCCAUUGGCUAUUGAGCAUGCUUGGCAGGUUUUGGUUCCCUGCUUGGGGUGACAGUGAACUCACUUAGCCGCCAUGUCUAGGUCCCAUUUACAGGGCAAGCGAGGCACAGCUUGGCCAUCCAUGUGUUCUACGACAGUUUGGUUAUGGUAGUUGGCAUGCGUGUGCUCCUAGUUUACUACUGCCCCGUUGCUUUGUAGGGGCUGUAUGAGGCGGGCACCACGGCCUGACUGCCGUCAUUUCUAGGUCCCAUAUACAGGGCAAGCGAGGCACAGCUUGUCCACCCAUGUGUUCUACGACAGUUUGGUUAUGGUAGUUAGCAUGCGUGUGCUCCUAGUUUACUACUGCCCUGUUGCUUUGUAGGGGCUGUAUGAGGCGGCCACAACGGCCUGGCCACCCAUGUGUUCUACGACAGUUUGGUUAUGGUAGUUGGCAUGCAUGUGCUCCUAGUUUACUACUGCCCCGUUGCUUUGUAGGGGCUGUAUGAGGCAGCCACCACGGCCUGACUGCCGUCAUUUCUACGUCCCAUAUACAGGGCAAGCGAGGCACAGCUUGUCCACCCAUGUGUUCUACGACAGUUUGGUUAUGGUAGUUAGCAUGCGUGUGCUCCUAGUUUACUACUGCCCCGUUGCUUUGUAGGGGCUGUAUGAGGCGGCCACAACGGCCUGGCCACCCAUGUGUUCUACGACAGUUUGGUUAUGGUAGUUAGCAUGCGUGUGCUCCUAGUUUACUACUGCCCCGUUGCUUUGUAGGGGCUGUAUGAGGCGGCCACAACGGCCUGGCCACCCAUGUGUUCUACGACAGUUUGGUUAUGGUAGUUAGCAUGCGUGUGCUCCUAGUUUACUACUGCCCCGUUGCUUUGUAGGGGCUGUAUGAGGCGGCCACAAUGGCCUGGCCAUCCAUGUGUUCUACGACAGUUUGGUUAUGGUAGUUAGCAUGCGUGUGCUCCUAGUUUACUACUGCCCUGUUGCUUUGUAGGGGCUGUAUGAGGUGGCCACAACGACCUGUCCACCCAUGUGUUCUACGACAGUUUGGUUAUGGUAGUUAGCAUGCGUGUGCUCCUAGUUUACUACUGCCCCGUUGCUUUGUAGGGGCUGUAUGAGGCGGCCACAAUGGCCUGGCCAUCCAUGUGUUCUACGACAGUUUGGUUAUGGUAGUUAGCAUGCGUGUGCUCCUAGUUUACUACUGCCCUGUUGCUUUGUAGGGGCUGUAUGAGGCGGCCACAAUGGCCUGGCCAUCCAUGUGUUCUACGACAGUUUGGUUAUGGUAGUUAGCAUGCGUGUGCUCCUAGUUUACUACUGCCCUGUUGCUUUGUAGGGGCUGUAUGAGGUGGCCACAACGACCUGUCCACCCAUGUGUUCUACGACAGUUUGGUUAUGGUAGUUAGCAUGCGUGUGCUCCUAGUUUACUACUGCCCUGUUGCUUUGUAGGGGCUGUAUGAGGCGGCCACAACGGCCUGGCCAUUCAUGUGUUCUACGACAGUUUGGUUAUGGUAGUUGGCAUGCGUGUGCUCCUAGUUUACUACUGCCCCGUUGCUUUGUAGGGGCUGUAUGAGGCGGCCACCACGGCCUGACUGCCGUCAUUUCUACGUCCCAUAUACAGGGCAAGCGAGGCACAGCUUGUCCACCCAUGUGUUCUACGACAGUUUGGUUAUGGUAGUUAGCAUGCGUGUGCUCCUAGUUUACUACUGCCCCGUUGCUUUGUAGGGGCUGUAUGAGGCGGCCACAACGACCUGUCCACCCAUGUGUUCUACAACAGUUUGGUUAUGGUAGUUAGCAUGCGUGUGCUCCUAGUUUACUACUGCCCCGUUGCUUUGUAGGGGCUGUAUGAGGCGGCCACAACGGCCUGACUGCCGUCAUUUCUACGUCCCAUAUACAGGGCAAGCGAGGCACAGCUUGUCCACCCAUGUGUUCUACGACAGUUUGGUUAUGGUAGUUAGCAUGCGUGUGCUCCUAGUUUACUACUGCCCCGUUGCUUUGUAGGGGCUGUAUGAGGCGGCCACAACGACCUGUCCACCCAUGUAUUCUACGACAGUUUGGUUAUGGUAGUUAGCAUGCGUGUGCUCCUAGUUUACUACUGCCCUGUUGCUUUGUAGGGGCUGUAUGAGGCGGCCACAACGGCCUGGCCACCCAUGUGUUCUACGACAGUUUGGUUAUGGUUGUUAGCAUGCGUGUGCUCCUAGUUUACUACUGCCCCGUUGCUUUGUAGGGGCUGUAUGAGGCGGCCACAACGGCCUGGCCACCCAUGUGUUCUACGACAGUUUGGUUAUGGUAGUUAGCAUGCGUGUGCUCCUAGUUUACUACUGCCCCGUUGCUUUGUAGGGGCUGUAUGAGGCGGCCACAACGGCCUGGCCACCCAUGUGUUCUACGACAGUUUGGUUAUGGUAGUUGGCAUGCGUGUGCUCCUAGUUUACUACUGCCCCGUUGCUUUGUAGGGGCUGUAUGAGGCGGCCACAACGGCCUGGCCACCCAUGUGUUCUACGACAGUUUGGUUAUGGUAGUUAGCAUGCGUGUGCUCCUAGUUUACUACUGCCCCGUUGCUUUGUAGGGGCUGUAUGAGGCGGCCACAACGGCCUGGCCACCCAUGUGUUCUACGACAGUUUGGUUAUGGUAGUUAGCAUGCGUGUGCUCCUAGUUUACUACCACUAAAAGGCUAACGUCCACAUUGGUUGUUCUGCCAGCGACCAUGAGAUUGACGACCUCCAAAUACAGGGAUGGAUCUACGGGGGACGUAGCUCAAAACGUUGCUACUGUGACCGCUACCCCAUGCCUACGUUUGCGUUCAGUUGCAAGCAACGUCGAAACGUAACGUAGAACACAACGCCGUGGGACCGGCCUUUUGAAGAGGACCUCAGCCGGGGUGCACGGCAGCUGGGGAAGUUUGAUCGGCGGGGGUGUAACAAAACAGCCAUG
Molecule: messenger RNA, 6794 nt
Organism: Astrephomene gubernaculifera
Lineage: Eukaryota; Viridiplantae; Chlorophyta; Chlorophyceae; Chlamydomonadales; Astrephomenaceae
Source: the annotation of a GenBank genome assembly